Molecule: messenger RNA, 1220 nt
Organism: Fusarium verticillioides 7600
Lineage: Eukaryota; Fungi; Ascomycota; Sordariomycetes; Hypocreales; Nectriaceae
Exons: 2
Coding region: 310-1173 (287 amino acids)
Source: RefSeq, a predicted model, not a curated record
CAGGAUCAGAUCAUGAUCCCAAGCGACAAUGAGACAGCAAACACCAAGACUCUCCAUCUUUAGUUUCGAGCAAGUAGAGUUUUAGUUCAACUUGAAAACAUUUUGUGGAUUCGAUCAACGAUAAAUUCUGUGUUGCAGCGAGUGUACAGGAUCGACACAGGUGCAUGUCAAUGGCCAACUGGCUAUGCAGGCGGCACAGCACAGCCUUGUUGUCCCCGAAAGGCCUCACAAUUACAUUUCACUCAGCUCUACAACCAAGCUCUUGAUCGGGUCAACAAUCCCACCUCUUACAUCUUGGCAAUAGAAAAAAUGGAAAAAGUCUGGUUUAAACUCCGUCAAACCGAUUAUCCCCCAGCCCAAGAGGACGCCAUCCUCAGCGGCGAGGGCGACGAUUCUACUGCCCCUCUCUGUCUAGGCCAUCUCAUCUCCAACCUCAAAACCCUCGACUUCCCUCUCAACCAUGGUUCAAUCCUGCCCUUUCCCCCACGCAUGCGCGUCUUUUGCAACAGCACUCUCAACUUCACAUGGGAUGAUACGAGAUUGAGGUCGCCAGGGACUAAUCUCGCUGCGGGAGCGCCGAUUCUUGCUGCAACUGGCGUCACGGCUAAAGCAAGUCUGCAGUUUGCAUUUAUGAAGACUGUAGAGAGCCACGAGGAAUAUGAACGGUUGGAUACGUAUAUAGUGCAGCCUACAAAGGGAUAUAUAGAGGAUUGUCUGCAGCAAGAGCAGUUGAAUGCCUACGUCAAGGGAAAGGUUUCGUGGACCAUGUUCAUGAUCACAGGCAUCAAAGUCGCCCGUGCGGGGAAGCGCGAAGCGCAGGAGGAGACCAACAUCGCAGCUGAUAUAGGUCCAGAACUGGACCUUCCGUUGGUUGCUACAAUGAGAGCUACCGCCACAAACCAACGCAUAGCCUCCCAGAAGGUUUCUGGGGAACAUCCUGGUGACUUCAUCUGGGCUAUUCGCCUUGCUAAAAUCCACAAGGGUCUGCUCAUGAAAGACUGGUCAGUGGAUCCGUACACCAAGAGAGCUAUGUUUGCAGCCGGGCAUGAGACUGAGCUAAAUGUUGAAGGCGUCCUGAGAGACGAAGGCUUGGAGGGCUUUACGAUUGUCGAGGAUGAAAAACUUGACGAAGUUGUUAUUUUGGACGGUAGCUCGAGAGUUGAAGUUAUGUAAAUAUUUGCUCUUUUUUAAGGCGAAACCUCCUUAGUUUGCCCUCUCCA